This is a messenger RNA of Pogonomyrmex barbatus (red harvester ant), 4507 nucleotides long. RefSeq names its product Acyl-CoA synthetase long-chain (gene Acsl). Gene Ontology annotation, molecular function: palmitoyl-CoA ligase activity. NCBI's taxonomy places the organism in Eukaryota, Metazoa, Arthropoda, Insecta, Hymenoptera, Formicidae. The record is from RefSeq and is a predicted model, not a curated record. Gene Ontology annotation, cellular component: lipid droplet; endoplasmic reticulum; plasma membrane. Gene Ontology annotation, biological process: long-chain fatty acid metabolic process; long-chain fatty-acyl-CoA metabolic process; neuron differentiation.
CGAAGCGCGUCGCCGAUCGCCUCCGCUCUCUCAUUUACGCACACACCCCCGUCCGUCCCUCAUCCCCGUCGGUGUCGCACAGACACGGCGUACCACACCCGCGAGUGAAAACGUGGCGGAAGGCGCGCGCGGCGCCGCGAGCGAGAGAACACUCGUGGCACCCACUCACACGUAACACGUAUACGUGCGCGUGCGACACCCACAUCAUUCUUGAACCCACACCCUUGACUUGCACGUAGUGAUAAUUUCCUCUCUCGCGAUCGCGCGGUGGGAAAAACGAGCGGCAGCCGGCUGGAAGCGACUCGGCGAUCUCGGCGAGCAGGAAGGCGCGAGGGGAGACCGACCGUCGCCGCGAAUUCAUGAGUGUCGAUUAACCGCGCACAGAGAGAGGCACCCCGCCGGGUGAAGUGUCGGUCUUGGAAGUAAGAACUUACCGGAAGUAAUAACGAACCGCCAUCAUGAUCGUGGACGAUAAACAGGAAAUGGAAGGUUUCUGGAUCAGCGGGGCGAUCCAUGCGAUCAAGGCUCUGUCGUACGUGUACGACUUGCUGACCUUCCCUGUGUACCUUAUACUCCAGCGACCAUGGGAGAAGCGUAAGGCCUCGAGAAGGAUCAAGGCCCGUCCGAUCCUCAAAGAUGAUAAUCAGAUCACUUACAGAAGCGUCGACUCCCCGGGACCGAUGCACAUCAUGCUCGAGCGCGAAAAGGUUGAUACUCUGGAAAAGGUGCUUCUCUGGGUCACCAAAAUGCACGGCGACAAGAGGUGUCUUGGUACCAGGCAAAUCUUAGCAGAGGAGGAUGAGCCUCAACCUAACGGCAGAAUCUUCAAGAAGUACAAAAUGGGAGAGUACAAAUGGAAGUCUUUUAAUGACGUCGAAAGAUUGGCAGCUUCUUUCGGUAGAGGUUUGGUAGAACUCGGUAUGAAGCCACGUAAGAACAUCGUUAUUUUCGCCGAGACAAGAGCGGAAUGGAUGAUAGCGGCGCAUUCGUGUUUCAAGCAAAAUUUUAUUGUGGUGACAAUUUAUGCAACCUUGGGCGACGAAGCUAUUGCUCAUGGUAUCAACGAAACUGAAGUGGACACUGUCAUUACCAGCCAUGAACUUUUGCCAAAAUUCAAACGAUUGUUGGACAUGGUACCGGAAGUCAAAACAAUUAUCUACAUGGAAGAUCAACUCAAACCGACUAUCACCACGGGUUACAAGGAUGGAGUGCGAUUAGUACCCUUCUCCGAUGUCAUCAAAAUGGGCAAUAGCUCAACCGCGAGUGCUAAUUCGCCAAAGAGUGAUGAUACCGCUAUAAUUAUGUAUACAUCUGGUUCGACCGGGAUACCGAAAGGCGUUCUUCUGUCUCAUAAGAAUAUUAUAUCCACUCUGAAAGCAUUCUGCGAUGCUGUACAGAUCUAUUCGGACGACGUUUUUCUGGGUUUCUUGCCAUUGGCUCAUGUCUUUGAAUUAUUGGCUGAGAGUGUCUGUCUUUUAAGUGGAGUGCCCAUUGGUUAUAGCUCACCGCUUACAUUGAUCGAUUCGAGUAGUAAGAUACAGAGAGGAUCAAAGGGAGAUGCUUCCGUUCUACAUCCAACUUGUUUAACUGCAGUACCACUCAUUCUCGAUCGUAUCUCCAAAGGAAUAAAUGAGAAAGUGAAGAAAUCUGGUCCAUUUAGGCAAGCCAUCUUCAAUUUUGCAUACGAAUACAAAUUAAAAUGGACGAAACGAGGCUAUGAGACGCCUCUCUUUGAUAAGUACAUCUUUGGAGCCGCAAAACAAGUGCUCGGCGGUCGCAUUAGGCUUGUUCUUUGCGGAGGCGCUCCGCUCAGUCCAGACACUCAUAAUCAAAUAAAACUUUGCCUAUGCGUCACCGUAACUCAAGGAUAUGGUCUCACAGAAACAACUUCUUGCGCAACCGUUAUGGAUAUGCAUGAUAGAACUACCGGAAGAGUCGGAGCACCUACUACAAUUUGCGAUAUUCGAUUGGAGAAUUGGGAAGAAGCCGGCUACCGAGUUAAAGAUCAUCCACAUCCUAGAGGAGAGAUUGUGAUCGGUGGUGAUAUAGUUUCCGCAGGUUAUUACAAAUUGCCGGAUAAAACGAAAGAAGACUUCUUCCAGGAGGAUGGUAGACAAUGGUUCCGAACAGGUGAUAUUGGCGAAAUUCAUCCCGAUGGUUCCAUCAUGAUCAUUGAUCGAAAGAAGGACCUGGUUAAAUUGCAACUAGGCGAAUACGUUUCUUUGGGUAAAGUCGAGUCUGAAUUGAAGACCUGCCCUGUUGUAGAGAACAUCUGCGUUUAUGGCGAUGCAAAUAAAGCGUACACAGUGGCGUUGGUCGUACCUAAUCAACAUUACUUGGAGGAAAUUGCUAAUAACCUAGAUAUAACUGGAAAGACUCUUGAGGAACUUUGUAGCAAUCCACAGAUCGAGAAAGCGGUACUCCAAGAACUUGUUGAGCAAGCGAAAAAAUGUAAGCUCCAAAGAUUUGAAAUACCAGGUGCGGUGAAAUUAUGCGCAGAACAAUGGUCGCCCGACAUGGGUUUGGUUACUGCCGCAUUCAAACUAAAGAGGAAAGCAGUUCAAGAACGUUAUCAACACGAAAUUAACAGAAUGUAUGCCUCGUGAUGUUCCGCCAUAGGAUGCACUAAGUGCUGCGCGUAACGGGGAUAUAGACCUAAGAAAUCACUUUGUCCAACAGACGGUACCUCGAUAAUUCAUAGAUACAUAUAAAUUGUGUCGUAAAUUCACACUGGUUACGUGAUACGUACCAAACUCGUGGCAAUUGCGUGUGCAAUAAUAAAUGAUAGUUCUGAUGUGUCAAUAUUCGACAAAUCAAAUUAUCAUUAAUUCGGAUAACGGAGCCAAGAAAAUCAUUUGAAGAAUGUUGAGAUUUUUUGAUCCAAAAAUGAAAGUAUCACUUUUUGAUGACAUUUCUUCAUCGGGUCUUCCGAGCAUGAUUGAUUUUUCGCGAAUUUUCAUCGAUAUCGAUUGUUACACACGAAUUAAGUAUUCGAGUGACAUAGAACCGAUGGAAUUUUUUGUAUAUCACAUUAUGUAUUAUAUAACUUUACGUACGUGUUAUCGAGGGCAGAUGGAUUUCCUGUAAAAUUAUAUCGUAGCGCGAAUAUUGGAAAAGAUAAAUAGUACAAGAUUUUCUGAUAGGAAAAUUGUUGUCGUCCUAUUCUCCCUGUCUUCAUUUUUAAUUACAUCAUUAAUUUGUUAUUUUAUUAGUGCAUCCAAUUGUUGGUGUUAUCGGGACAGUCAUGAUAUCUUCGCGAAAACGAGCUGAUUUGGAUGAAAUUUACAACUCGUACGGUGUACUUAUUUUAAGUGUUGUUCAAAAUCGUCGAGUUUGGUCUUCGAGGAGAGGAUUUGAAACGGGUCUUCUGAAAUAAUUCGUUUUAUUACGAAUAAAUAUAUUAUGUGUAUAUAUAGAAAAAAAAAUGAAAAUCGAGGCUGUAUGUGUUCGGCACGUAUAGAUAAAUUCAAGGCAAUUUUAAUAAUAAUAUCUUGUGUAUAUUAAAAUUUCUCUCAUCGCUACUACCACUUAGCAUUAUACUCUUAUACCGUCUGUCUAGCAAUUCGUCGACAUACUUUUCGUCGUCUGCCUACUUUUUGAAACAUUAAUUCAAACAUCAGAAGAUUUCUCCCAACAGAGUAUUUUUGUGUAUAUGCGUAUGUGUGAGUAUAUGCGCGCGUGGAUGUUUAAUUUUCAUUAAUGAUGCUUGUAUGCAUAUAUAUGUCCAUAAUAAGAAAAGAUUAGGGAAUAAAAACAUAUGUGAGCUUAUAAAAAAAUCAUGUUUGCAAAUAUAUAAUUGUUCUUUAUAUUUGUUAAUUUUUUGAUGUGUGUGUCUCUGACGGUUCGAAUCGUACGACCGAAUUCAUAUUUAUAUAUUAAAAUAUUUUAAAAAAUAAAUAUAUUAUUGCCUACAUGAUUUGCCUAAAAUUUUGAUUACAUAUGAUGAGAAAUCAAUUUUCGAAAUUUGCUAUGUGUACGUAAUGAUGCGCGUAUUUUUUUCUAUAUUUAUACAAAAUGUUAACAUAUACUACACCGAUUUAUAUUCUCUUUAUUCGCGUGCAUAUUCCGGUAUGAAUACGAGCCGACAGAGAAAACAGUACAGUGUCCUGGAAACUGUACAUACAAGAUUUUGUCGCGUAAGAUGUGCAAGUAGCAAUUAAGUUAAUAUGUGCGUUCACACAUACCGACACAAAAGCUUAAUGUUUUUCUUCUGUUUCAUUUUACGGAAACAAAAGGAGCGGGAGCUAGUGAGAGCUAAUUCAAGAGCAGCUCACGUUUGUUUCAUUUGCCACGAGAGUUCCUGCGGUAGCUAAAUACAUGAGAGUUGGUACUAAUCUCUAUUAAUUAUUAAGCGCUGUACACAUUACUUAAGUAGGCGUGGUCAAUUGUUUGGUGUUAUGGCAUCAAAAGUUACAAUUAUUAUUACUAUGAUUAUUAGCAAUUAUUAUUUGAGAAUAAUUUGCAAAAUAAAUGUACAAAGAUGUAUAUCGCUGACUUGAACGUCAUU